Penicillium canescens is the source of this 249-nucleotide messenger RNA. RefSeq lists its product as uncharacterized. The record is from RefSeq and is a predicted model, not a curated record. NCBI's taxonomy places the organism in Eukaryota, Fungi, Ascomycota, Eurotiomycetes, Eurotiales, Aspergillaceae. The coding region runs from base 1 to 249 and encodes 82 amino acids. The transcript has a single exon.
AUGCUAAUUCCCGUUUGGAAUACAGGAGGUCGUACUGCUUGGUCUAGUACUGUCACCGUACAGGGCAUCCCGACUGCUAUCGCUGCCCGCUACUGGUAUGACGGCCAGUUCGUCAACAAUGCCAAAGAAGACGCCGCCGAGGUCGCCCUAAAGCUGUUGAACCAGCAACCCAGAGCUUCGACCGUCUAUCAGGGACAGCUCUUCCCCCAGCAAUCGACCAGUCUUGGCCGUGGUGCUGGCGGGUUCUGA